Molecule: messenger RNA, 3960 nt
Organism: Thelazia callipaeda (thelaziosis nematode)
Lineage: Eukaryota; Metazoa; Nematoda; Chromadorea; Rhabditida; Thelaziidae
Source: the annotation of a GenBank genome assembly
AUGGCGGGGAAAUCACAAAAUGAAGUGGGAAAGAUGGUAGAUUUAAAAGUGUACUGCAGUGUAUUUUAUUAUCUUCGAGAAGGAUAUUAUGGCACUGCUCAGAGAAUAUGCGAGCAAGAAUUGAGUAUAAAAGAUAAUUCGCAAGAGUUGAUAUUAUUUCGAUCAAUUUCUCUUCUUAAACUUGGUAAUCACGUGGAAGUAACACGUUCGCUUCAUUUUUUACGUCAAGAUUCUGUAAUUGGCUUUGCUGCUUCCGUAGAUAAUUAUGUAGAAGUGAUGAUGAUUCAUUUAGAUCAAGAAGAGAUUAAUGCAUUAGAUCAAAUAAUUAAUCAAGCGUGGAGUAGUGCUAGUGAAAAAGCAUGUUAUCAUGCAGCGGUCACUUAUAUGUUGCUCGGAAACAACGCAAAAGCAUGUGAUCUAGUUGAGAAUCAUUAUUUGAAUGCAGUUGCAACACUGAAUGAUUUUCAGUUUGUUGUUCUUCAAGGAUUUCUUGAACUUUAUCGUCAGGAAAAUAUAAACAAGGCGCAGAAAUUAUUCAAAAAAGGCGUUUCAGAAGGAUAUCCAUGUGCGUUUACUGGAUUAGCCUGUGUACUAGAAAAGCGCAAAAACUUUACGGAUUUACGAGAAGUUCUCCACAAUUUUAUGAUAAAAAAUCCAACGUACCUUCCGGUUUACAUUGAAUCCUGCAAAGCUCUUCUCAUCGAUCGAAACUGGGAACUUUGUAUGGAAGAAGUUCAACGUACUUUACUUGUUCAGAGUGAUUGUUUGCAAAUUGUGUGUUUGCAAGUAAUUUACGAAGUGAUAGUGAAAGGUGACAUAAAAAUGGUUGAAAAUGUUUUGCAAGAAUUGACCACCGCAAUAACAAACAAUGAACCUAAAUCUCAUCAAAUACAUUUUAAAAUUGCACAACUUCUUAUUCGAAUUGCUCCAUUAGAUCAUCCAGUAGCUGUAUUUGGCAAGAAUCUGUUGGAUGGAGCAAUUUCAAUUGAACAAAAUCCAGAAUAUUUGGGUGAAAAGGUUCAAAUGCUUAUUCGAGCUGAAGACUUCAAAACUGCUGAAGCAAUUACUUUUGAUGCAUUAAAAAAUAAUGAUACGAUACCUGAUGCGCAAUUGUUAAUUAGUGUUACACAAUGUUUUAUCGCUAACAAUCGUUUGGAAGAUGCAAUAGCUCAAAUGCAGUUUGUGGAAGCAGCACAUCCAGAAAUAACUAAUGCUAGUCUUUACAUGUAUUUAAUGGCUGUAUUGGAUAGCAAACAACAAAAAUCUUUUCAAGAAUUUUUCACAAAAGUGAAAAAAGCAAUAGACAUGCAUUUCUCAGCUUUACAGAGCACUAUAUUUAGUUUUGACUACUUGACUUUGUUAAAUGUCAACUUUUUGACUGAAGUCGUAUUACAACUCUAUGAAUACGCUCCAUUCACGCCGUCAAAUUCUACAAGUGACGUUUUGAAUGAAAUUGACAGAAUCCUUACAUUGGUGCAUGAUUGUUGCCCAGCAUUAUUAUUCACAACAUAUCUCUUGGCUAAAGCAAAAUAUCUCGCGAUGAAUUUCGGAGCUGCAGAAAAAUUGUUAAAAAAUUGCACCGAUUCAGAAAAUGCUCCUUCAGAAGCUUACUUACUUCUAGCACAAGUUCAUAUUCAAAAAAACCAUUACGAUGAAGCAAGCAGAUGUUUAGAUACUGGCCUUAGCUAUAAUUUCAAAGUUCGAGAGCAUCCUUUGUAUCAUUUGAUUAGAGCAAAAUUACAAAAAAAAUCGAAUCAAAUUGAUGCAUCGGUACAGACACUACAAAAAGCAAUUAAACUACCAUCUUUUAAAGCUUAUAACCGCUCAAAGAGACGUGAAAACCUAGAACUUAUUGAUGCAGAUCGAAUUGCUAUUUAUAUAGAAUUAAUGGAUUCUUACCAACAACUUGGACAACUUGCAGAAGCUGAGGAAGUAUUAGGUGGUGCCCGAAAGGAGUGGGCUGGUAAAAUGGAACAAGAAGAAUUGCUAUUAAUGGAAGCAAAUCUGAGAUUACAACGCAGUGAUGUUGACGGUGCUUUAUCCGUUCUUGCAUCUAUUUCACCUUCACAAGCUAAGUACCAAACAGCUCGGAUUAAAAUGGCUGAAAUUUAUUUGCAUCAGAAAAAGGAUAAACAGAAAUUUGCUGUUUGCUUUAGGGAACUCGCGCAGAAUAAUCCUUCACCGAUGGCUUACAUAUUACUUGGGGAUGCCUACAUGAGCAUACAAGAACCAGCGCGAGCAAUUGAAGUUUUUGAAACAGCACUGAAGAAGAAUCCAAAAGAUGAUGCAUUAGCUGAAAAAAUAGGCCAAGCAUACGUUCAGUGUCAUCUUUAUACUAAAGCAGUUAAUUACUAUGAAGCAGCAUUGAAAAGCGGACGAAGACCAUUAAUGAGAAUGCGCCUGGCGGAACUAUUAUUUGAGCUAGGAAACUAUGAAAAAUGCGAAAAAGUCUUACGUCAAGAACUUGACGUGAAUGCUGACACAAUCGAUGUAGCUCGAAUGAAGGAUAACGUAUCGUAUUGGACUAUUUUAUCAAAGUUACAUUUUGAAAAAGGCAACUGGCAAGAAGCAACAGCUGAUUUGGUACAUGCCCGAGAAAUUCAGAUGUCUAUAAUUUCAAAACCAUCGAGUGAAAUUGCAAAUCUUGAUGAAGAAAAAAAGCUUGCGGCAAGCUUAUGUUGUCAGCUAGCAGAACUGUACUGGAAUCGAAGGGACGCAGAUAAAGCAAUUGAUAUGUAUAACGAAGCGAUCUUCUUAAAUAAUACUGAUAUAAAAAAAGAAUACAAAAUUCAGACAAUGACAACACUUGCGAAUAUACAUCUUUCGCUGGGUAAUUUGGAUGCAUGCAAUGUGCACUGCCAGUUGAUUCUCAACAUUGACCAAAAUAAUGCUGAUGCUACCAUGAUGAUGGCAGAUUCAUGGUAUCAGUCCAACGAAACAGAAAAAGCAACGAUUCAUUUCACUAAAUUUCUGGACAAAAAUCCAAAUCAAUAUCACGCACUUGCAAGAUGUGUAGAAUUAAGUUGGCGUGGAGGUAAUAUACAACAAGCGGAAAAAUAUUUAAAAAAUGCUCUUGAAAAUAAGCCACGAGCCGUUCUUGACGCUGGUUUUAACUACUGCAAAGGUCUUGAUGAAUGGUAUACGGGCCGACCAAAUGCUGCACUACACUUGUUUAGUCAAGCAAGACGUGACCUAGAAUGGGGUGAACGUGCUAUUUAUAAUAUGAUUGAGAUAUGCUUGAGUCUUAUUAAUAAGAUUACUGUAUGUGAUAUGUAUGAAUAUAACCAGCAGUCAAAUGCGUUAGAAUUACAGUAUAAACCAGGACUGGAUUACAGAUAUCAGCUAAUAGAAAAUUUUAUUUUGUUAGCAAGCAGCAGUCAAGCGGAUGUGCAAAAAGCACUAACAAAUUUUCUCGACAUGAUAGAAAAUGAAAAUACGGCAAUGUUGAGCGUUGGAGCGUUGCUUGGUGCAGCUCAGGCUUAUAUAAUUUUUAAGCAAGUACCUAAAGCAAAAGCUCAACUCAAACGAGUCCUUAAUUAUACAUGGACUUUGCAAGAUGCAGACUACUUGGAGAAAUGUUGGUUGCUACUAGCUGGUAUUUAUAUCACUCAAGGCAAAAGUGAUCAAGCAAUUGCAAUAUUACGAACUGUUUUAAGAUACAAUAUGAGUUCGGUAAAAGCUUACGAAUACAUGGGAUUCUUGUAUGAAAGGGAUCAAAAAUGGUUCGAAGCAGCGAACAACUAUGAAGAAUCUUGGAGAAUAGGUAAACAAAGCAAUCCAUCCAUCGGUAAGCGACUAACUCAUGUAAAUUCAGGCUAUAAAUUGGCUCAUAGCUAUCUUAAAUGCCGCAAACUCUUUGACUGCAUCGAAGUGUGCCACCAAGUGCUGCAAUUAUAUCCGGAUUGCCCACGUAUCAAGCGUGAAAUAUUGGACGAAGCGAGAGCUACUCUUCGCACAUAA